AUGGACAUUCUUCCACACGGUGGAGGAUCUCAAGACGGAGGCAGCAAAGAAAGUGACCUCAGGAGGGAGGCGGAGGCUUCCUUCAACUCUGCUACGCCGGUCGUAACCCAAACAUUGGCAACCCCAAGCCCGUUGACGAGUUUAGAGCCUGGAGGAGCCCGCGGCCCUGACCAGGAGAUUUUGUUCGGAGACUUCCUCUCGCAGCGGCCCAUGUCGUUGCGCACUUUGUCCUCCCUUGAUGGCAAUCCCGAAAGCUUCUUCCUCUCAUGGACCAUGAACAACGACAGCGGGACCAGUGCCGACAUCAACUGGAUUGCAUGGGUUGCUAGAUCUACCAUGAUCUCAAGUGAAGCUGACCAAGUUAUCGUCGACAACAUCAUAAUCAACCCAAAUAUGUCUGCCGUGAACCGCGAGCGCAAAUUCUUAUCCGACGACUCUAAUGGCCAGAAGGGAGUCACCAUUCAGUAUGGACGUUGGUUAGAUUCAUUAAAGAAUGGCAAGGACACAGGCCAAACGCUGGAAGGCGUCGCAUUGCCAGCGGGCAAACGCCUAGCUUCUGACACCGACUUCAUGAGGCUCCAGAUAUCGUGGACUAAACGCAGCACCCGAGAGAGCAAGAUAUCAAACUCCGGUGUUUUUUUUAUGAAACCCCCAGUUGGGCUAGGCCUUGAGCCUUUUUGGCGUGAUAAUGUCACCGGCUAUGAGGAGAAGGCGGGAACAAACGGAGGCGUGGCUACGAGCAUGACGCAUAUCAGUAGCUCACCCACUUCCACCGAUCCUCCAGACACAAACGGCGGACCAACAUCGGCCGGGAAUCCAGAUAGCAGGGGGCUCUCGACCGGAGCUAUUGCGGGCAUAGUCAUCGCUAGUGCCAUAGCCGUAGCUCUCGUUGCCGGCCUCGCAUGGUUCUUCCUCCGCCGACGCCGUAACCGUAACGAGCCUCAAUUUGAUCCCCAGUACAAGAACGCUCCGUUCAUGGAGCACAAGGCUGCCUCUGCAACACAAGUCGUGGACUCUCACCGGUCUGGGCUUUCCGGAGACAGCGGACGCCAGGAUUAUAUCACGCACAACAACAACACCAGCCCGGUCGGCAUUGCGUAUGGUGGGCAAGACCAGUCAUCGCAUGACCACACCGGCAGUUUCACCAACCUUCACGAUACUGGUAUAUCCAACGGCCCUGAAAACUAUCCAGGCCACAAUCCCGACCCUACCGCAACCGCUGCCGCCCGCGGCAUGCAAGAACACCAGCACGGCGCGGAUACAGACUCGGGCAGAGAGGACCCGGCACAUCCUCACAUCACGCUGCCCAUACCCUCCCGAAUUCGUCAUCUUGUGGAACCACAUCACACAAACGACGAUCUCCGCCGCCUCCUUGCCGAAGAAGAUCAUCUUGAUGAAGAGAUUGCGCGUGGGUCCUAG
Metarhizium acridum CQMa 102 is the source of this 1419-nucleotide messenger RNA. RefSeq lists its product as uncharacterized. The record is from RefSeq and is a predicted model, not a curated record. Lineage: Eukaryota; Fungi; Ascomycota; Sordariomycetes; Hypocreales; Clavicipitaceae.